This is a messenger RNA of Somion occarium, 3630 nucleotides long. NCBI's taxonomy places the organism in Eukaryota, Fungi, Basidiomycota, Agaricomycetes, Polyporales, Cerrenaceae. The record is from the annotation of a GenBank genome assembly.
CAGUUUCUGGCUUCCACCGACUGUUUCAUUGACCUGUCUGCUAGAUCUAGCCUUGGAAUGAAUCGCGAGGACGCUAUCGAAGUAUCCUCUGGAGAUGAAGAAAACGAUUAUACAGCUCGCCGUGCAAUCUUGGAACCCGCCAUUCGCUCAGUGGUCGACGCGCUUGGAGGAGACGAAGGAGGCGUGUACAGGCUCGGUGACGAAUGUUAUGGAUGCCUGAAAGACUUGAAGAAGUUCUGGAGAAAGGACGAUACCGACGAUGAACGUACAGUUGCGCGAAUCUUCUGGGAAGCACGGCUCUUGCCCAACGAUCUCAUACAUAUCCUUUUGGAGACAGCAGGUAAUGGUCAUUUUGAGGACAAGCGUGCCAUUGCGUGCGCAGACCUCAUGACUGCUAUGACCUGGCCGAUUGACUUAGCAGAGGAGCUGCAGGAGAUAGACGAGAUGGAGGAGAAGACCGACUAUACUCAGCUUCUUCAGUCUCAUCUCGCUUACAAGGCUGCACUCUUGAAACCAGGUGUCAUGCAGGCCUUGUUUGGUAUUAUGCUAGCUUGCCUUGCGAAGGACCCGAAGAAAGAGAGAACAGAUCGAGACAUACAAGUCAUGAACGUCGUCCUGUACCUAAUCCGAAACCUCGCGUUUAUCAAGGAUCUUCCUGCAAACAUGCACCUCAGUGCAGACCAGGCCGAGUAUUCAUCUAUGCAGACGCGUCUCAUCAAGACAUUGUCAGAGACGAACACACUAGAUUUGCUCCUGACUAUCGCGUCAAACUCACCGGGUGAUGCGAUGUUCAACUCAUGGAAUACACUCGUGCUGGAAAUAUUCUACCUGCUGUUUCGAGGAGUGAAACCUUCAUCGUUGGUCAUGGAUCAGAUCAAACAACCUGCCAAAGACUUACAACGUCUCCUCGCGGUCGAAGACUCGAGGAAGCGUAAUAUUUCCCGCAAUGCUUCCUCCCGUCAUUCGCGUUUUGGUACCACCAUCGCGAUCAUGUCCAACCCCAAGAAGCAAGCAAACAAUGCUGAAGACGCAGGCGCGCCUGGUGCGGGGGAGUCAAGUGGAUCGUCUCAGUCGUUUGUUCUUCAUCGUCAACGAGCGAUACACCGUGACGCUGGUAGUAUCCUGGACAUGUCUUCCGCGAAACGCGCGAAGAUUCAAAAGAAUAAGAAGAUCGACGAACUCGGUCGUGAGGACAACCUGUCUCUCGAAGCACGAAUUACAUUACAAGGUCUUGCUAAAUCAUUCCUUGAGGCAUGCUUCAAUCCGUUUUUGUCCUCGUUGCUAAAGGAUAUUAAAGCUGAGCGUCCCAAAAUCACCGAGAAAGAUAACUUGCGUUUGUUGUAUCUGACGAAGUGGUUUUUGGAAUUCUUUGGACGUCAACGAGCCCACGACAAAGAGCGAGUCUGGGAAUAUGGCCUUGUAGCAGAGGUCACUGAUAGGAGUUGGAUCGUUUGGGUACUGAGGCGAAUGCGAGAAGCAGUUGAGGAUAAGCCUAAACUCCGGACGGAAUUGCAAGCAGGCAUUGAAUGUUUAACGCAACUUGUUCUUCUCAUCGAUGCCAUGGCGGCAUGUACGGCCGAUGCUUCUAUGGCAGAAGCAGCGCAAGUCCUUCAACAACAGAUUGUCUACAAUGGCGAGAUCCUAGACAUUUCGUUGGAGAGCAUGCGGACGUAUAAGGAGGGUACACAGAGUCUGACUUACCUUGACUCCAGCGUACAUUUGGCGUAUGCGCUAUUGAAAAUGUUGGAGAAAUGGUCCAAGAGAAGCGGGGAAGUGUACGUCAGGAAGAAAACGAAGAAGAAAGCAAGACCUCGCAGAAAUCAUGAUACAGAAGCGGGGCCUGUACCUGACGUCGAGGAAGAAGAGCCGGAAGAGCACUCAGAAGAGGAGAUUAUCCACGAGCAAAUGUUUACAUUUGAUUCAUUCGAAGCGCGAUUUGCGCAUCCAGAUGUUGCGCAAACUCUCCUCACCUACCUCUCUCGUUAUCAGGAGUUCACGUCUUCUGAGAACAUGAGACGGGUUGUCAACUUGAUUCACCGUCAGGCUGUCAGGGCAAAAGCCGAAGGAUUGUUCUUCCAAGUUUCAACCUUGGAUCUCUUCAAGACCAUUCUCUCGAACGAGAAAUCCCUCCCUAAAGAACAACCCUACAAAGAUCUUGUAUCUCUGAUCAACUUUAUUCUCAGACAGUUCUUCAAAGCAGUCGAACCAGACUCGUUCCUGCUUGUACAAGCAUUCUUCCCCAAAAACCGUGGUCAAUGGAAGCAUUUCUCCAGCUGGGAACCCGAGGAAAAACCAUCGAGAAGAGGACGUGCUGCCGAGGACAAUCGAUUCCCGCCCGACGUGCAAGUCAAGAAAGGCUUCAAGUGGAGUGAACAGCUUGCAAUCGCAAUUGCAGUUCUGAAGGAAGAGGGCAAAAUGUCACUCAUCGACUGGGUUAAACAGAUAUUGACUAUGGUCAUUGGUAUACGCCAACGUAUCAUCGAGGAUACCGACGGGACGUCUUCACAAAGCAAUGCUUUAGAUAACAUCGAAAGUCUCACAGACGAACAGAUCAAGGAGAAGGCCACUGCUCAGGGUCCAUCUAGCGAGGCCGUCAACAAGUUCACAGACUACAUGAUUCCAUACAUCAGCGAUGAACAGGCCAACGCUGCGACUAAAGAUCCCCACCUCAAGCUCUUGUUCCGGCUCGUUCAAUUCUUCAUACUUGACGAAGAUGCUGAAGAGCUGGAAUGGUAUGUGCCGGCUGCGAUCCCUCCCUCGGAAAUGCAACGCAGUCUGAACGUUAUCAACCAAUUCCUGGAAAAUCCUCUCAAUUUGGACGGCAAGAAAGGGUCUGAGCUACUCCAGAAGAAGCGAAAGCGGCGCAGACGACGUCGCUCACCUUCUAACUCUGCUGAUGAUGAGGCUUUGCAGGAUGAUGAACCAAAGAAGAGAAAGAAGAAAGAGAAAAAGAAGAAAGAAGAGAAGAAGUACAAAUCCGCUCAAUUCAUUGAGGAUAGUGACGCGGAUGAGGAGGACAUGGCGGCUUUCUUCGCGAAAGAGAAAGCGUUGCGAGAACGGACUGCUCUAGCUGCAGCAGCCACGGGAAAAAUCGCCACCAUGAAGCCUACCGGGACCAAAAAGCGGCGAAAGAAGAACCAGGAGAACGGUGCUGGCCAGCGUAAACGUAAGAAAGCAAAUGCAGCAGAGAUCUCAGACAGCCCCCCAGCUGAGAUUAAUUCUGGAGACGUUCUGGCUGUGGACUCCUCCUCCGAUGAUGACCACUUCGAUGCCUUUGCUUCACCAAGACCGCCAAAUUGGAAAGACAAGGCGUCUCCCCAAGCCGAACAACCAAACGGUCGUCCACGUCCUCGCCCGAAACCUCGAAGAAGAGACUCAAGCCCAGAGACAUCGGAACCUGUCACUUCGCCCCCUCUUUCAGAGCCAGUGUCGCGUUCAUCAAGUGCUCUUCCUACACGUUCAUUAUCACCUAUCGAGGUUUCCUCUGAUGAGGACGUCAUCGUUCGCCGCGAAAAACCUGCUACCAAACGAAAACCGGUGGUUUUUUCUGACGAUGACGAAUAGUAUUUGUUGACUGUAACUUAUUAUUGUACUUUCUAAUUGAUGCUGAAUGCUUUGAGACACAUAGCU